Nanorana parkeri is the source of this 1530-nucleotide messenger RNA. RefSeq names its product interleukin 1 receptor associated kinase 4 (gene IRAK4). Lineage: Eukaryota; Metazoa; Chordata; Amphibia; Anura; Dicroglossidae. The record is from RefSeq and is a predicted model, not a curated record. The transcript has 10 exons. Gene Ontology annotation, biological process: protein phosphorylation; signal transduction. Gene Ontology annotation, molecular function: ATP binding; protein binding; protein serine/threonine kinase activity.
CUGAAAAUGAAUAACACCGUAACAUCGUCCACUUAUGUCCGUAACCUGGGCCCAGGGCUAUUUAGAAAGCUGGCGGAUUUUCUUGAUCCACAAGAUGGAUGGAAAACGUUAGCGACGGCUAUACAAAAAGCUUCAGGUGAACCCCGAUACACACAGCUCCAUAUACGGCGAUUUGAAGGAAGCAUCCAAAAGGGAAAAAGUCCAACGCAAGAAUUACUUUAUGACUGGGGGACCACAAACUGCACCGUCCGCGAUCUCACUGACCUACUUCGGAAGAAUAAUUUUUUGACCGCCGCUUCAGUUUUGCUCUGUGAUCAAGAAACAAGUUCUGCCUGCCCAACAAUCCCUAUCGGCGAUUUGGAGAAAAAGCAGACCACACCUGAAAAAUGUAACCAAACCAAUCAUGGAAACCCUGUUUGUCAAAGCAUAGAUCCAGAGGAGAAUGAUGAAGAGACAGGGUUUGGUAUUUUCUCCUUUAAUGAACUGAAAAGAAUUACAAGAAAUUUUGAUGAUCGUCCAGUUUCUCAAGGAGGCAAUAAAAUUGGAGAGGGGGGUUUUGGAGUGGUUUUUCAAGGACAACUAAAGUCUGAAAGAGUGGCAGUAAAAAAACUGACAAUAGUAUGUCUUAUCAACGCUGAACUACAAAAUUGUGAAUAACCUUUUAUUCUAUAUCUUUCUAGAUGUCGGCAUGAAAAUAUUGUGAAACUGCUUGGCUUUGCAAAUGAUGGUGACCAUUGCUGCUUGGUUUAUACUUAUAUGUCAAAUGGCUCUUUGCUGGACAGGCUAGCUUGCCUGAAUAACACGGCUCCAUUAUCCUGGAAUACAAGAUGCAAUAUUUCAGUAGGAACUGCAAAGGGCAUUAAAUAUUUACAUGAAAACAAUCAUACUCAUAGAGACAUAAAGAGUGCAAAUAUCCUUCUCGAUGCUUAUUGUACCCCCAAAAUAUCAGAUUUUGGGCUUGCAAGAGCAACUGGGCAACAUGCUCGUACUAUGAUGACGGAAAGAAUUGUUGGUACUACAGCUUAUAUGGCCCCAGAAGCCCUGCGAGGGGAGGUCACUAUAAAAGCUGACAUAUUUAGUUUUGGUGUGGUGUUACUAGAAGUUAUCUCUGGACUCCCCCCAUUUGAUGAGACACGAGACCCUCCAUUAUUGCUUGACAUUAAAGAAGAAAUUGAAGAGGAGGAAAAAACUCUUGAAGAAUGUGUGGACAAAAAGAUGGGAGAUGUGGAAUUCAGCUUGUUGGAAAAAAUGUACGGCCUUGCCACUCAGUGUUUGAACCAGAUGAAAAACAAAAGACCAACCAUUAUCACGGUGCUACAUACUCUGGAGGAUAUAACCUACUCUUCAUCUGGUUCCUGAGCUUUUCUUACAUAAUAUGUACAUAAUAUGUGAUUUUAUAUUUAACAGCAUUAAGCUCUAAAAGUUACGGGGCCGUCUAUUUUCACUACAGGUCGCUAAAUGCUUUGACCUGAGAAUUAGAACAAGUCAAGCAAAUGUAUACAUUUUAAAGGUUCCCCAUCUUCUCUUUAC